Polyodon spathula (Mississippi paddlefish) is the source of this 6254-nucleotide messenger RNA. RefSeq lists its product as uncharacterized. Gene Ontology annotation, biological process: regulation of transcription by RNA polymerase II. Lineage: Eukaryota; Metazoa; Chordata; Actinopteri; Acipenseriformes; Polyodontidae. Gene Ontology annotation, cellular component: nucleosome. The transcript has 9 exons. Bases 169 to 5889 code for a protein of 1906 amino acids. Gene Ontology annotation, molecular function: structural constituent of chromatin; protein heterodimerization activity; RNA polymerase II cis-regulatory region sequence-specific DNA binding. The record is from RefSeq and is a predicted model, not a curated record.
UUACAAUAUGGCCACUGUAGCGUUGCAAUGAAGAACUCGUUCGCGUGUUCUCUUUAGUGCGAUCUAAAAAGGUGUUCAAGACGAUUGCUCGGAGUACCGUAAAAGGUAACAGCAGAUUGCGAAAUUUCCAUUUGAAACCAUCUUCACAAAAGAGAAGGCGGUUUGUUUAUGAGACGCGUCUGUGAAACAAAAGAAGAGAUGGAUAUGCGCGCAUCCUCCGCGUCUCUCCUGGAAGAAGAACUCGCCUCUGCUAUCGAGCCUGCAGUGAAAGCGGCUGUGCUGAGCGUCAUGUCUGCAUUAGCAAAGUUCGUGGACAGUAAAUGUGCAGUUUUCCACCUCAGACUGGACGAGAGAGACCACGAAUUCGAAAGCGUGAGAUUGCGAUUGGAAAUAGCGGAGAGCGAGUUGAAAGCCGUAAGCGAACGAAAAUACCCGAACACUGGCGAGAACGCUGCACAGUCUGUCACGAACACCAGUGAACAGCACAUCGAUAUCAUCCAUCAACCGAGAAGGCAGAAGGAAGGGCACCGUGUGAAACGCCUCUCAUUUUUCAGGGAGGAUGAAGCUGUAAGUCACGAAUUCAGCGACAGUAUUGUUGCUCACGGGCUGCCAGCCACUACACGCGAUUACUCCACUCUACCAGCUCAGCCAGUCCGGGAGCCGGAGCAUGCAGUCCACACCGCACUGAAAAACUCCCGGGUUUUAAUCCAGGAGGAUGGAAGCUAUUCCGAGCAGGACCUGCUGAUGCGAGGUGAUGAACAGAUGGGCCACACAAGCACAGCGGGGUGGAGAAGAGCAGUGAAAGGUCCUGCACAGAGAAAUGCUCUCCUCCAUGCUGAGGACGGGUCGAAGGCAGAAUCAGCUCCCAUUCAAGAGGAGCUCUUUGCCCAGGAAUGGUGCAGGAGUCCAAAGCAGGCUACAGAGCUGACAUCUAUUGAAGGGAAGGAGGAGGAGGAACCUGCACUAGAUCCUGAGCACAUUAAUGAAGAGAUCCCUGGAAUUGAACCGGUCAUCAUUAAAGAGGAGGUUCCUGAACUUGAAUCUGACCCCGUUGAAGAGGGGGGUUCUGACCACUUUGAAAGACGGCAGCAAAUUCAGACAGGUGAGAAACUGCAUCUCUGCCUUGUAUGUGGGAAGAGUCUCAGUACGUCAACAGAGCUGAAAAGACACCACCGAAUUCACACAGGGGAAAGACCGUACUGCUGCUCUGAAUGUGGAAAGAGUUUCAAUACCUCUACAGAUCUGAAAAGACACCGUCGCAUUCAUACAGGAGAGAAGCCGUAUUCCUGCACUCAGUGUGAGAAGAGUUUCAAACAGCUGCAGCAUCUUAAAACACACCAGCAAAUUCACUAUGGAAAGAAGCUGUAUCACUGUAAUGUAUGUGAGAAGAGUUUCACUCAGCUAGGAACCCUGACAUUGCAUCAGAGAAUGCACACAGGAGGGAAGCUGUAUCACUGCACUGACUGCACAAAGGAUUUCAAUACAGCAGCAGAGCUCAAGAUACACCAGCGAUCUCAUACAGGAGAGAAACCGUAUAGCUGCACUCAUUGUGAGAAGAGUUUCAAACAAGUAUCCCACCUCAAAGCCCACCAGCGCAUUCACACGGGACAGAAACAGUAUCAUUGUGCUGACUGUGAUAAGAGUUUCAUUCUGUCUACAGAUCUCAAAAGACAUCAACGAAUUCACACCGGAGAGAAGCCGUAUAGCUGUGAUCACUGUGGGAAGAGAUUCAAUCGGGCAGGAAAUCUGGUGUCACACCUUCGGAUUCACACAGGGGAGCAGUCAACUCACUGCGCUCAAUUGAAGAUGUCUGGAAGAGGAAAGACCGGCGGUAAAGCCCGUGCUAAGGCAAAGACUCGCUCCUCCAGGGCCGGGCUGCAGUUUCCAGUCGGCCGUGUCCACAGGCUGCUGCGGAAGGGAAACUAUGCCCAGCGUGUCGGCGCUGGAGCCCCGGUCUAUCUGGCCGCUGUGCUCGAGUACCUGACUGCUGAAAUCCUGGAGCUGGCCGGGAACGCCGCCCGGGACAACAAGAAAACCCGAAUCAUCCCGCGUCACCUGCAGCUCGCUGUGCGCAACGACGAGGAGCUCAACAAGCUGAUGGGAGGCGUGACCAUCGCUCAGGGCGGAGUGCUGCCCAACAUCCAGGCCGUGCUGCUGCCCAAGAAAACCGAGAAGCCAGCCAAGAAGAAGCAGCUCGCUACCAAGGCUGCCCGAAAGAGCGCUCCCGCUACCGGCGGCGUGAAGAAGCCUCACCGCUACAGACCCGGCACUGUGGCUCUGAGAGAGAUCCGCCGCUAUCAGAAAUCCACCGAGCUGCUGAUCCGCAAGCUGCCCUUCCAGCGGCUGGUCAGAGAAAUCGCUCAGGAUUUCAAGACUGAUCUGCGCUUCCAGAGCUCCGCUGUCAUGGCGCUGCAAGAGGCUAGCGAGGCUUACCUGGUCGGGCUCUUUGAGGACACCAACCUGUGUGCCAUUCACGCCAAGAGAGUCACCAUCAUGCCCAAAGACAUCCAGCUGUUCCAGUUCAGACAGUCUUCACUUCAGCAGAGGAUAAAAGAACGCAUCGUGUUUAUGAGACGCGUCUCUGAAAUGAAAGAAGAGAUGGAUAUGCGCGCAUCCUCCGCGUCUCUCCUGGAAGAAGAACUCGCCUCUGCUAUCGAGCCUGCAGUGAAAGCGGCUGUGCUGAGCGUCAUGUCUGCAUUAGCAAAGUUCGUGGACAGUAAAUGUGCAGUUUUCCACCUCAGACUGGACGAGAGAGACCACGAAUUUGAAAGCGUGAGAUUGCGAUUGGAAAUAGCGGAGAGCGAGUUGAAAGCCGUAAGCGAACGAAAAUACCCGAACACUGGCGAGAACGCUGCACAGUCUGUCACGAACACCAGUGAACAGCACAUCGAUAUCAUCCAUCAACCGAGAAGGCAGAAGGAAGGGCACCGUGUGAAACGCCUCUCAUUUUUCAGGGAGGAUGAAGCUGUAAGUCACGAAUUCAGCGACAGUAUUGUUGCUCAUGGGCUGCCAGCCACUACACGCGAUUACUCCACUCUACCAGCUCAGCCAGUCCGGGAGCCGGAGCCUGCAGUCCACACCGCACUGAAAAACUCCCGGGUUUUAAUCCACGACGAUGGAAGCUAUUCCGAGGAGGACCUGCUGAUGCGAGGCGAUGAACAGAUGGGCCACACAAGCACAGCGGGGUGGAGAAGAGCAGUGGAAGGUCCUGCACAGAGAAAUGCUCUCCCUCAUGCUGAGGAAGGGUUGAAGGCAGAAUCAGCUCCCAUUCAAGAGGAGCUCUUUGCCCAGGAAUGGUGCAGGAGUCCAAAGCAGGGUACAGAGCUGACAUCUAUUGAAGGGAAGGAGGAGGAGGAACCUGCACUAGAUCCUGAGCACAUUAAUGAAGAGAUCCCUGGAAUUGAACCGGUCAUCAUUAAAGAGGAGGUUCCUGAACUUGAAUCUGACCCCGUUGAAGAGGGGGGUUCAGACCACUUUGAAAGAUGGCAGCAAAUCCACACAGGAGAGCAACUGCAUCUCUGCCUUGUAUGUGGGAAGAGUCUCAGUACAUCAACAGAGCUGAAAAGACACCACCGAAUUCACACAGGGGAAAGACCAUACUGCUGCUCUGAAUGUGGAAAGAGUUUCAAUACCUCUACAGAUCUGAAAAGACACAGUCGCUUUCACACUGGAGAGAAGUUACACCAUCUUAAAACACACCAGCAAAUUCACUAUGGAAAGAAGCUGUAUCACUGUAAUGUAUGUGAGAAGAGUUUCACUCAGCUAGGAACCCUGACAUUGCAUCAGAGAAUGCACACAGGAGGGAAGCUGUAUCACUGCACUCAAUGCGCAAAGGAUUUCAAUACAGCAGCAGAGCUCAAGAUACACCAGCGAUCUCACACAGGAGAGAAACCAUAUCGAUGCACUCAGUGUGAGAAGGGUUUCAAACAACUUUCCCACCUUAAAACCCACCAGCGCAUUCACACAGGAGAGAAACAGUAUCAUUGUGCUGACUGUGGGAAAAGUUUCAUUCUGUCUGCAGACCUGAAAAGACACCAACGAAUUCACACAGGAGAGAAACCUUAUAGCUGCACUGAGUGUGAGAAGAGUUUCAAUCAAGUAUCCCACCUUAAAUCCCAUCGGCGAAUUCACACCGGAGAGAAGCCGUAUAGCUGUGAUUAUUGUGGGAAGAGAUUCACUCGGGCAGGAUAUCUGAUGUCACACCUUAGGGUUCACACAGGGGAGCAGUUCCAGUUCAGACAGUCUUCACUUCAGCAGAGGUUAAAAGAACGCAUCGUGUUUAUGAGACGCGUCUCUGAAACGAAAGAAGAGAUGGAUAUGCGCGCAUCCUCCGCGUCUCUCCUGGAAGAAGAACUCGCCUCUGCUAUCGAGCCUGCAGUGAAAGCGGCUGUGCUGAGCGUCAUGUCUGCAUUAGCAAAGUUCGUGGACAGUAAAUGUGCAGUUUUCCACCUCAGACUGGACGAGAGAGACCACGAAUUUGAAAGCGUGAGAUUGCGAUUGGAAAUAGCGGAGAGCGAGUUGAACGCGAUGCGGGGCGGAGAAUACGCGAGCACUGGCGAUAAAAACUUUACGCAAUCCCUCACCAGCACUAAAACGCAAUACCCCGGGAGCGACAGUGUUGUUGCUCACGGCUUGCCAGCGCGGGAUUUUUCUACUGUUCCAGUUCAGCCAAUCAGGGAGCCGGAGCCCGCAGUCCACACCGCAAUGAAAACCUCUCAGGUCUUAAUCCAGGAGGAUGGAAGCUAUUCCGAGCAGGGCCUGCUGAUGCGAGGUGAUGAACAGAUGGGCCACACAAGCACAGCGGGGUGGAGAAGAGCAGUGAAAGUUCCUGCACAGAGAAAUGCUCUCCCCCAUGCUGAGGAAGGGUCGAAGGCAGAAUCAGCUCCCAUUCAAGAGGAGCUCUUUGACCAGGAAUGGUGCAGGAGUCCAAAGCAGGGUACAGAGCUGACAUCUAUUGAAGGGGAAAAGGAAGAGGAAGAGGAGGAGGAGGAGGAAGAAGAGGAGGAACCUGCAGUAGAUCCUGAGCACAUUAAUGAAGAGAUCCCUGGAAUUGAACCGGUCAUCAUUAAAGAGGAGGUUCUUGAACUUGAAUCUGACCCCAUUGAAGAGGGGGGUUCAGACCACUUUGAAAGACGGCAGCAGAUUCACACAGGAGAGCAACUGCAUCUCUGUACUGUUUGUGGGAAGAGUCUCAGUACGUUAACAGAGCUGAAAAGACACCACCGAAUUCACACAGGAGAAAGACCGUACUGCUGCACUGAAUGUGGAAAGAGUUUCAAUACCUCUACAGAUCUGAAAAGACACCGUCGCUUUCACACUGGAGAGAAGUUACACCAUCUUAAAACACACCAGCAAAUUCACUAUGGAAAGAAGCUGUAUCACUGUAAUGUAUGUGAGAAGAGUUUCACUCAGUUAGGAACCCUGACAUUGCAUCAGAGAAUGCACACAGGAGGGAAGCUGUAUCACUGCACUCAAUGCGCAAAGGAUUUCAGUACAGCAGAAGAGCUCAAGACACACCAGCGAUCUCACACAGGAGAGAAACCGUAUCGCUGCAGUGAGUGUCAGAAGUGCUUCAAUCAAUUAUCCCGCCUUAAAUCCCACCAGCGAAUUCACACAGGAGAGAAGCCAUAUAGCUGUGAUUACUGUGGGAAGAGAUUCACUCUGUCUACUGACUUGAAACGACACCAGCGAAUUCACACAGGAGAGAAACCGUAUAACUGUACUGAUUGUGAGAAGAGUUUCAAUCAGUUAUCCCACCUUAAAGCCCACCAGCGAAUUCACACGGGAGAGAAGCCAUAUAGCUGUGAUCACUGUGGGAAGAGAUUCACUCGAGCAGGAAAUCUGGUGUCACACCUUCGGGUUCACAGAGGGAAGCAGCCGACUCACUGAGCUCAAUAAGAGAGAUUUUAUUUUCCACUCCCAGUUGAAGAAGCACACAGUAUCCAGACACUUCAAUAGGAGCAGCAGCACUGUACCUUCAUCACAAGAAGACUCAGUCUAGUGGAAACUGAGAGUAUACAAGACCCUGAGAUGCAAUUGGAGUUUUUGAUUUCUUUGACUUUUUGAUCCCUUUGUCAAAGUUAACCCUGAUUGUCUGAGUUAUUAAAAUGUAAAUCCUGGAAAGGACUUGUAUGAUUUUUUUUGCUUGGAUGUAUAUUAUAGUUUCAUGAGUACAAGCUUCAUUUAAUUCAUAUUCACAGAGCCAGUCUGUCAGAUUCCUGUCGUUCAACACUGCAGAGAUCAGAAAGCUCAAU